Messenger RNA from Babesia microti strain RI, 300 nucleotides. RefSeq lists its product as hypothetical. The record is from RefSeq and is a predicted model, not a curated record. The transcript has 2 exons. Lineage: Eukaryota; Apicomplexa; Aconoidasida; Piroplasmida; Babesiidae. Bases 1 to 300 code for a protein of 99 amino acids.
AUGUCAAGAACUUUGAAUUAUUCCGAUGUUUAUAAGUUCUGCGCUGGAUUGUGUAAUUCGAUAGAUGAAAGUAGGGAUACCAACAAACUUUUGAUCUGUCAACGUAAAUGUCAUGACGGAAUGAUUGAAGAAGGUUUUGCCAAUGGACAUACCAAAAAACUUCCAAGGAAGCAUUUCAAAAAAAGAAGAGGUAUAUUUAAUCGCGCCAAAAAGAUGAUAUUCAAGCCCGUUAGAUAUGUUUACAGAAAAUUUGUUCCGAGACAAUCCAUGGAUUAUGAUACUAACAUGACGAAUAACUAG